Pseudomyrmex gracilis is the source of this 1761-nucleotide messenger RNA. RefSeq names its product nephrin-like. The transcript has 8 exons. The record is from RefSeq and is a predicted model, not a curated record. The coding region runs from base 1 to 1761 and encodes 586 amino acids. Gene Ontology annotation, molecular function: protein binding. Lineage: Eukaryota; Metazoa; Arthropoda; Insecta; Hymenoptera; Formicidae.
AUGGGAUUCAGUACCGAGUCCCCGUUGCUGGCGGGGAAGCGAUACGACGUGGAAUGCGAGACUACUGGUUCAAGGCCACCCGCGGUGAUAACGUGGUACAAGGGCCGAAGAAGACAGCUGAAGCACACGAAGGAAGAGAGAUCGGAGAAUCGAACUGUCAGCACAGUUGAGUUUGAGCCAGGUGUGGAGGAUCAUGGAAAAUCUAUCACCUGCCGAGCGGAGAAUCCAAACGUGACUGGACUCUACGUCGAGAAGUCCUGGAAGAUCGACGUCGUAUAUCCACCGAUAGUAUCAUUAAACCUCGGAUCAACUUUAAGCCCAGAAGACAUUAAAGAAGGGGAUGACGUGUACUUCGAGUGCCAUAUUAGAGCCAAUCCUCCUUGGUCUAAGCUUGUCUGGAUACACGACAACCAAAUCCUGGCGCAUAACACAUCGGCGAGGAUUAUCUGGUCGAAUCAAAGUCUCGUCCUGCAAAGUGUGACGAGAAGCAGCGCUGGUCAUUACGUUUGCGCAGCGACGAACGCAUUGAACGAAACGCGCAGCGAACCUCUGCAUUUUCGAGUUAAGUUCGCGCCGGUGUGCAAGGAGGAUCGGAUCAUAGUGGUCGGUGCAUCGAGAGGCGAGUCGCUCGACAUUGCCUGUAGGGUCGAGGCCGAUCCGCCAGCGCACAAUUUCCGCUGGAAAUUCAACAAUAGCGGCGAGACUCUGGAGGUAGCACCUGGUAGGUUCUCGAUGGAGAAGUCGAACGGCGUCAGCGUGCUGAGAUACACACCGAAAACUGAACUGGAUUACGGCACUCUCUCGUGUUGGGCGGACAAUCUUGUCGGUACUCAGUCGAAGCCGUGUCUCUUCCAGUUGGUGGCAGCCGGAAAGCCGUUUCCAGUACGCAAUUGCACCUUGGCGAAUCAGACGUAUACCAGUGUAGAGGUAAAAUGCGUAGCGGGCUACGACGGAGGACUACCGCAGAAAUUCGUCUUAGAGGUUUAUCACGGCGACGUCGACUUCCUUACAACCAGCCAGCCUCUCUACAAUGUCUCGAAUCCUGACGAGCCGACUUUUGCACUCGCUGGAUUAGAAGCCUCAGUCGAAGCUGGCGUCCACGUGGCGGUCUACGCGGUUAAUGCCAAGGGACGUAGCCAGCCCGUCAUCCUCAGUGAGGUCACAUAUCGCGAUGCCGAGAAACGAACAGGUCCGGAUGCUGGCAUUGUGUUAUCGCCUCUGAUAGGCGUAGUGGUGGGCGCUCUGGUGACUCUGGUUCUCAUCAUCUUGGUCGUGGUGGUCAGAGUACGAAGGGAGCGCGUAGCGAAGCCACGGCACGAGAAACCGGCAGAACUCAGCGAGUUGCCGCCUCAACAAUACCCCUUGCAGAAUUCUCAGCAGACCGUAGAGACUGAUCCCGACGUGAUCCCGAACAAGUUUGAGGGUAACCUCGUGGAGGUCAGUCCACCGAGUUACCCGGGCGGUUAUCCCCCGGGACACUGGGUUACGCCCGGACCUACGCCGAGCAUAGACGAACUCUGCCACAAGUUUGCGGGGAGACCGACGGAGCUAAGGUUACCGUCAAGAAGCACGAUACCGAGUCUGCCGGGGAUGCCGGUGACGGGGGUGAUGGUGGGUGCUGGGCAGGGCGUCGUCAUCGGCGGUACCCAGGGUGUCGUCGUGGGCGGCGGUCAGGGUGUCGUCGUGGCCGGUGAGUGUCUCGACGGCGAGGCGAUCAAACGAAGACUGAUGGCGAACAGGCUACCGGAGAGCUGCGUGUAG